AUGAUUAGAGCCGCCAGUGUCCUCAGAAGAAGCAUUGCCACCAGAGGCUUCCACAAGAGCUCGGCCGUGUGCGCCGCCUCCGUGUUCAAGAUGCCCGCCAUGUCGCCUACAAUGACCGAAGGAGGAGUGGUUGCCUGGAAGUACAAGUCCGGCGAAGAGUUCAGCGCUGGUGAUGUGUUGUUGGAGGUUGAAACCGACAAGGCUACGAUUGACGUUGAAGCCAGUGAUGACGGUGUGAUGUGGGAGAUUUUGGUGAAGGAUGGCGCCACCAAGGUCCAGGUUGGUGAACCGAUUGCUCUUUUGGCCGAGCAAGGUGAUGAUUUGGCCACCUUGGAAAGACCAUCGCUCGAUGCACAAGCUGCUCCAAAGGAAGAACCAAAGAAGGAGGCCCAGCCAGAGCAACCACUAAAGGAAGAGCCUAAGAAGUCUGCUCCUGCUCCCAAGUCUUCCGGUUCUGGUGAUGUGUUUGGCCCUGCCAACCCCAAGCAAAAGCUCUCUCCUGCGGUUGAGUUACUACUUCACGGAAACCACAUAUCUUCGGAAGAUGCAUUGGCCAAGAUCCCAGCAUCUGGUCCAAAGGGCCGUUUGUUGAAGGGAGAUGUUCUCGCAUACUUGGGCUCCAUCAGCAAGGACUCCGUGUCUCUGCUUGCUGAAUUUAUCAAGUCCAGAGAACACCUUGACUUGUCCAACAUCAAGCUUGCCACCCCAGAGGAAACCCACAAGCUUGCACAACGCGAAGAAGCUCCAGCUGCUAAGGAAGAAGCCCCAGCUCCACCAAAACCAUCAAACAUCUUAAACGCCCGUUUAACAACCACCCUCGAAGAACCAGUCACUCGGGACAUUUUCCAGUAUGCAUUCGAGGACUCUAUUGCUGCUGCUACUAGAUACACAUAUGCCCAAAAGUACCCACAAUACGCUGCAUCUCCAGUCGCGUCCAGUUUAUCUGGCGGCGACUUGUUCGAUGACUUGAUUUCUCCACCCGUCACUAAGUCUAGAUUCGAGGUGUACGAUGUCACCUACCAGUUCAGCAGUCCAGCCAACGGAGCUCAAGCCAGAAUUGCUGACGACUUUGACGAAUUGCUCGGCUUGACUGGGUCAACCGGAGUUUCUGGAUCUGGAAACCAAGUCAGUGUUGACUUCAAGAUCAAAUUCGACAAGAGCGUCCUGGAUGCCAAACAGUUCGUGGCAUUUUUCGAGAAGACGUUGGCCGAAGAGUUCAGCGGGGUUUUGACUGUUUCCGAGCCAUAA
This is a messenger RNA of Suhomyces tanzawaensis NRRL Y-17324, 1248 nucleotides long. It is a transcript of the gene PDX1, whose product is annotated as Pdx1p. The transcript has a single exon. NCBI's taxonomy places the organism in Eukaryota, Fungi, Ascomycota, Pichiomycetes, Serinales, Debaryomycetaceae. The record is from RefSeq and is a predicted model, not a curated record. Gene Ontology annotation, molecular function: dihydrolipoyllysine-residue acetyltransferase activity. Gene Ontology annotation, biological process: pyruvate decarboxylation to acetyl-CoA. Bases 1 to 1248 code for a protein of 415 amino acids. Gene Ontology annotation, cellular component: pyruvate dehydrogenase complex.